This is a messenger RNA of Molossus molossus (Pallas's mastiff bat), 2070 nucleotides long. It is a transcript of the gene DCP1A, whose product is annotated as decapping mRNA 1A. Gene Ontology annotation, cellular component: P-body. The coding region runs from base 23 to 1840 and encodes 605 amino acids. The record is from RefSeq and is a predicted model, not a curated record. Gene Ontology annotation, molecular function: enzyme activator activity; mRNA binding. Lineage: Eukaryota; Metazoa; Chordata; Mammalia; Chiroptera; Molossidae. Gene Ontology annotation, biological process: deadenylation-dependent decapping of nuclear-transcribed mRNA; deadenylation-independent decapping of nuclear-transcribed mRNA; positive regulation of catalytic activity. The transcript has 11 exons.
GGGCUCGGCUCGAGAAGUCAAGAUGGAGUCGCUGAGUCGAGCUGGGCAGGAGAUGAGCUUAGCGGCCCUGAAGCAGCACGACCCCUACAUCACCAGCAUCGCAGACCUCACGGGCCAGGUUGCUCUGUACACCUUCUGCCCCAAGGCCAACCAGUGGGAGAAGACUGAUAUAGAAGGGACCUUAUUUGUAUAUCGAAGGUCAGCUUCCCCUUACCAUGGUUUUACUAUUGUGAAUCGAUUGAAUAUGCACAAUCUUGUUGAACCAGUGAAUAAAGAUUUGGAAUUUCAACUCCACGAACCAUUUCUUCUAUAUAGAAAUGCAAGCUUGUCAAUAUACAGUAUCUGGUUUUAUGACAAGAAUGACUGUCACCGCAUAGCCAAACUCAUGGCUGAGGUGGUAGAAGAGGAGACACGGCGCUGCCAGCUAGCUGCCCGGGAUAAGCAGAGUCCCAGCCAGGCCAACGGUUGCAGUGACCACAGGCCCAUCGACAUCCUGGAGAUGCUCAGCCGAGCCAAGGAUGAGUAUGAGAGGAAUCAGAUGGGCGACUCAAAUAUCUCCAGCCCUGGGUUACAGCCAAGUACUCAGCUCUCCAAUCUGGGAAGCACUGAGACUCUAGAAGAGAUGCCAUCCGGGUCACAAGAUAAGUUUGCAAUUAGAUGUCAGUGCUGCCUUACAUUUGAAGUGGAUUUUGAAUCUGGAAGAUCCCUUAAACUACUGGGAGAUUCUGCUUUAUCUGGACACAAACACCUGACAGUGGAAGAAUUAUUUGGAACCUCUUUGCCAAAGGAACAGCCAACAGUUGUGGGUCUGGAUUCAGAAGAAGUGGAGAGGCUGCCAGGAGAUGCCGCUCAAAAAGAAUUUAGCUCAUUCCUACCAUUUUCCUUUGAGCAAUCAGGAGGCGCCCCUCAGUCAGAAAACCUGGGAGUCCAUCCGGCUGCCCACCACUCAGUGCAACCUGAAGUCACCGCCCCGGUGCUAAUCACUCCUGCCUCCAUCUCACAGUCCAGUGAAAAACAGGUCCCAAGCUAUGCGAUCCCACUGCGUCCUGGGCUCAGCCCCACUCUACCAGCAGAAGCUCCUACUGCACAGGUUCACUCCAGCUUAGCCCGAAGCACCACCAUGAUGCAAGCAGUGAAGACCACGCCUAGACAGAGGUCUCCACUCCUGAGUCAGCCAGUCCCUGAGCUGAGCCAUGCCGGUCUGCCUGCCAGCCAGAGCCCCUUCAGGGCACCACUGAGCGUGACAAAUACCGCUGGUACAACCCUCCCAAGCAUUGAUCUUCUCCAGAAACUCAGGUUGACCCCACAGCAUGACCAAAUACAGACACAGUCGCUUGGGAAGGGUGCAGUGGCACCUGGCUUUUCUCCAGCAGCUGGCCAGCUGGCCACCCCUGAGAGCUUCAUAGAGCCUCCCCCUAAGACAGGAGCAAGAGCCUCCACCACCCUGAGCAACAUGGUGCUUGCUCCCCUUCAGUCUAUGCAGCAAAACCAGGAUCCUGAAGGCUUUGCCCAGCCAAAGGUGUUAUCCGGUGCCAUCCCGGGUGCAGGCCCCCCACUGGUUACUGCAACAACCACUGCAGUGUCUUCAGUGCUGCUGUCCCCGAGUGUUUUCCAGCAGGCGGUCACCAGGGCCACAGACCUGGAGAGGAAAGCUAGCUCCCCUUCUCCUUUGACGAUUGGAACAUCAGAAAAUCAGAGAAAGCCUUCUAUUAUUCUCAGCAAGUCUCAGCUCCAGGAUACAUUAAUACAUUUAAUAAAGAAUGACUCCAGCUUCCUCAGUACACUUCAUGAAGUCUACUUGCAGGUUCUAACCAAGAACAAAGACAACCACAACCUAUGACUGGAGCAGAAACCGGUCUGAAGACAGAAUGUCAACCUCAGAAACAAUAGGCCUCAUCAUGGGAACUUCUGAACAAAACAUUGUGUUUUGAGAAUCCUGAAAUUGAGCCUAUGAGAAAGAGACUCAUUCCUUAAGAAUGUUUUCCAAGUGACGUUCUCAGUGAUAAUGGAGGUUUCACUGUGAAGCAUCACCAGCAGACCUUUGUUUUGACAAAAAAAAAAAAAAAAAAA